Cherax quadricarinatus is the source of this 5818-nucleotide messenger RNA. Lineage: Eukaryota; Metazoa; Arthropoda; Malacostraca; Decapoda; Parastacidae. The record is from RefSeq and is a predicted model, not a curated record.
AGUGACCACAUCAGGACGAUCAUCAAGGCACGGGGUCUGUGGUACCCCAACGUUAACGGCAAGACCUUUGCUGUCUUCAGAGUGGAUAACAGACAUCAUCUUAUGUCCUUGGUCUCCAUGCUUGGUCCCACACCAGACUGGAUUGUGGGAGUGUCUGCCCUGGAGCUGUGUUUGAGGAACUGUACUUGGGUCGACCAGAAGUCACUUAACCUUUACCCCUGGGACGCAGGCACCGACUCCGGCAUCACUUAUGAGUCUACAAACGCUCCCACUAUCCCGCGAGAGAAGAUUCGUCGGAUCACCAACAACUACCCGAACGACCCCAAGUCUCCGUUCUACGACCCCACGGGUCUGCCCAUGAAGCCCCUGGCACGACUCACCAUCACAAGACAGAGAGUUUACGAGAAGUCUUGCUCAGAAACCGGUUUGUUGUUGACCGAUGACCACGUCUUGAACUUCUCUGAUGAUGAAGACGCAGAGAAACCUGAAUGUCAGGUUAACAACUGGUCAGAAUUCACGCCAUGUUCAGUCACCUGCGGUAAGGGACUACGCAUGAGGAGCCGCAGCUACCUCACACUAAAGGCACAGAUGAGCAAUUGCAAGAGGCAGCUGGAGGAGAAAGAGAUGUGCGCUGCUUCCGUCCCCUUCUGCGAGGGUGGCAGUCCCACAAGCAUCUUCGGCGGGAAUGAAUACAUCCCAGACUUCGACGAGCAAGUAUGCGCCACUUCGGAGUGGUCCAGCUGGACCGAGUGUUCCGAAACCUGCGGCAAGGGCCACCGCAUGCGCAACAGGCGUUACCUCGACCGCAUGGGCCGCAAGAAAUGCGACAAGGAACUUGUUGAGAAACAGAUGUGCAUCGCUGACACGCCCGUGUGUGAGGGACAUGAUCAAGAGGUGAUCAGGCCUGAGUGCGCCGUGACGGAGUGGACGGACUUCUCGCCAUGUUCUGUGACGUGUGGCCAGGGAAUAAUGAUGAGGACCCGCUCCUUCCUUGUACCUGCAGCCACACAGGCCCACUGUUCAGUCUCAACCAUCGAGAAGAAACCCUGCACUGGCGAGAGGCUCGACUGCUCCAUCGACCCCUCCGAAGCUGACGUGGUGUGUACGGAGGAGAAGGUCAGUGGCCCGUGCAGAGGAUCCUUCUCUCGUUGGUACUACGACAAACACAGGCAGAUGUGUAGGCAAUUCACCUACGGUGGAUGUCGAGGAAACAGGAACAACUUUGAGAACUAUGACGAGUGCACCAGGAUGUGUGAAUUUAGCAAACUGUCUACAAACGUCGGCGAGCAUUCCAGUGAUGAUUUCCUGUCACAAAAUCCUCCCUCACACAUCAACCUGUACCCGGCCCACGUAGCGCCUAGCCCCGGGCUGCGGGCAGAGAACCUGGUCACUAAAGUGGACUGCAUGGUCACCCCGUGGUCUGAGUGGGGCCCCUGCUCGACCACCUGCGGCAAGGGACGCAAGGAAAGGAGGAGGAUGAUCAAGAGGCAGUCACAAAACGGAGGAAAAAGGUGUCCAAAGAAGAUGGUGAGAAGCAGGAAAUGCAGAAACCCUAAGUGCAAUGAGGGCUACAAGGGUCUUGAGAGCCUGAGUCUACACCGAGAGAUGCCAGAACCAGCCCAGCCCCAGGUCUACCAGCCCGAGCCCUACCAGCCCGAGGUCUACCAGCCCUACCAGGCUGCGGGGUUGGCCCGCUACGACCGUGACGAGGAUUAUAUAGCCCCAGCCCUCUUCAACCCGCCCUUCCCUAUACCGCCCGCCCACACCCACUCAGCCACCCACGCCCAUUCACCUUCCCUGGCCCAGUCACCCGCCCACACUCAAUCCCCCGCCCACUCCGACAACGUUAAUCCUGCUUCGUCUGUGCCUGGUGGCGCCACAGCGACGGAUUACGACUUUGAAGACGGUGCCAAGGUGGAGUGCGUAAUGGGUGAGUGGGGACCUUGGUCACCGUGCACACACUCGUGCGGACCAGAGGCGCUGCAACAGCGGUCCAGGAACAUCAUCGUGCAACCUCGCAAUGGCGGCGUCCUAUGUGGUGACCGUUACGAACGUCGCUACUGUACUCUCCCCCCAUGCCCCCACCCCAGAGGCUGAGGUGAGGAGAGGUGAAGAUCUUGUGUGUCCUCACUGAGGACCAGCGAACAGCUGAAGAGAAGAAGUACAACAGGCAGAAAGAACAUCAACAGGAAGACAAGAAGACCAACGAUCAGAAUACAGGAAGAACACGGACAAGGAAAAAAAGAGAAAAUAAGGAUCAACACGGAUAAGGGAAGAGGAAAACAAUGUCAUGAAAAGUGAUAGUUAAUUAAAUGACAAGGAAAGGGGGAAAAAGAUGAAAACAAUGAAGGAAUUACUACAAACAAAACGAAAGGAAGAACACCAAGAGGACCACAGAAUAACUUCAUAAGCAGCUUGGACACGACUUGUUAACAGUUUAAAGCAGCAGAGAUAUGAAAACAGCGAAGAAGUCAAUUAAACAACUACAAACACACUGUAAACGAUACAAAUUUGUAAAUUGUUAAAUUAGAAAUUGUGUAAACAAAGGCAACUGAACGACAUACAAAAUAUUUUUUCUCAAAAUAUGUAAAGCCAUUUGCGACUAUUUGCCAACAGGAAAGGGGUCGUGGUAGGUCGUGGAAAGAGAACGUGUCUUUGAAAGAGAACAGGUCGUGGAAAAAAAGGGAACAUAUGUCGUGUCUGGUAGGAGAUAUAUAUUAGGUGGUGGAAAGAAAACAGGAAUUAUCAGGUCGUAUCAAAUAAAAAAAAAACAUGAAGUCAAAAAGAAAGUUGAUUUCACUUCAAUUAGAUGAACUGAAACAGGUGUUACGUUCAAGACAGUGGAAGACUCCAACUAUGUUAGGCCAACCUAGGCCAUCUGUGCAUAAAAUCAAAUCAAGCAAUUUAUUGACAUGCUGUGCGGGUCACUGGGACAAAUAGCGAGGUUAGGAAACUCCCGCAGGCGAGAAGCGACGAAAUGUAGGGUUUAACUGGGCAAUUUAAGAGUGAGUUAAAGUGAUUCUAUACCACCAGGAGGUUGAAUAAGGUCUAAGAAUAGAUUAAGAUCAAAUGGUACCCAUCUAGCUCACGUGGAGGGGAAAUAAGGACAAACAAUUUUCCUUUAGGAUCCUGUACUUGGAGGUAGUAUAACUUCUUUUACUCAACGUAGGACAUCUUAGGUCACCUGGGUGUGGGAUGAAGUUAAGUGCGGUCAACUGUGGUCACUUGAGAGUGGCAUAAAGCCAAUUGUUCCACUUCGGUCGCCUGAGGAGUGGGAUGAAGGUGAAUGCGGGACACUUUGGUCACCCGGACUUCGAAUGUUGACCACGUAGCCCCGCUGAAGGUGAAUUAAAGUGGUCAGUUACACGUGAGAUCUCAGAACUUGGGAAGUGACACGGGUGAAACUCGUCUCUGUUUCUUCGUUACGUGUCGGGUCGGUGAGUGUCUAGCUUGUCACUGCGACGUCUCGGUCUCCGUGACAGAAACCAAACACAGACUGGUAACUGUUAUAUUGCUGCUUCAGUCGCUCCUCACUCACUUGUACUAAUAUAUUGUUAUACCUUUUACAGUACACGAAGAAAACUAUAACUUACUUAUGUUUACACACACACACACACACACACACACACACACACACACACACACACACACACACACACACACACACACACACACACACACAAGAGGAGGAGUCUUUUUAAAGUGCUAGUCAUGGUGCCCUUCACACAUGGAGCUGAAAAUCACAAAAGUCUCCAUACCUGCCAACUUAAAUAUUAAGCCUGGCAUAGCUCAUGAAACCUCCCGCUACCUUCUGUGUUUUUAAUUAUAUAUGGUAAUUUUUAAACUUCAGACUUUUAAAAUUUGAAGUGGUUUAAACAAAAAAGGUAUUAAUUUUUUUUUUUUUUUGCACCUUUGUAAUUCUGCAUGUGAUUUCUUAUAUUGUGGUUCUGAACAUGAAAAUAGAAAGCCUCGAAACGUUGUCAAAAUUAGAUUUGUUUGCCAUAUCGUUGGUUACAUAUAUAUACAGUAGACAGUCGUUUAACAUGGGUUUGUUUGACACGUUUUGGUUAUAGCACUAUUGAAGAAUUGCGGCAUAUUUUUGUAUAACACUUCGUAAUAUUAAGUUAACACGGUUCAGUUGACGGGAGGGGAUAUUUUUUUUUUCCAGCGCGUCGCCCGCGGGACACACACUGCUUGGCUGUGGGUUAGGUCACUGUGUCAUCGGGGUGACCUACAACCACCCCAACCACCUCAGCCACCCUCAGCCACCCUCAGCCACCCCAACCACCCCAACCACCUCAGCCACCCCAACCACCCCAACCACCUCAGCCACCCCAACCCUUGUCCCUGUCUUCGGUUCAUACGUGUGUAGUACGUACCAUCCUCUGCUAGGAGUUUAUAUAUUUUAAUUGCCAUAUCUUAAAUCUUCCAAGUAAUGAUGGCACCCAGUAGGCAUACAAGUGCUGCUGGAAGUGGCAAAGAAAGGUUUAAGUCUUAGAAUUAACGAAGAAAAUAGAGAUAUUAGACAAGAUAUAGCCUCUGGCCUAAAGCGUCACUUUGUGCACAUAGAAACAAUGAGGUAAAUAUGAGUUUGUGUAAUGACUGACUUGCUGACUGACUGACUGACUGACUGAUUUACUGACUUGACUGACUUACUGACUUGACUGACUGACUUGAUUGAUUUACUGACUGAUUUACUGACGUACUUGACUAACUGACUGACUGACAAACUGACUGAUUUACUGACUGAUUGACUGACUUACUUGACUGAUUUACUGACAUGAAUGACAUACUGACCUGACUGCCUGAUUUACUGACUUGACUGACUGACCGACUUACUGACUGAUUGAUUUGACUGAUUUACUAACUUAACUGACUUAUUGACCUGACUGAUUUAAUGACUGACUGAAUGACUGAAUGACUUACUGACUGACGGACGACUGAUUUACUUACUUGACUGACUUACUGACUUGAAUGACUGACUGACUUGACUGAUUUAUUGACUUAAAGUUAGACUUUUUCACUGAAGACCACCCUGAAAAAGUGUCUAGAGCAGCUGAUGACUUACUGUCAGUUGUAUAAUGUACGGCAGGGUAAAAUAGAACAGAAAUUCAUUACAGAAUUUAUGCACACUCCAGUACAACCAUCAACUUCAGUACCAGACCCUCUGAACAUUAAAAUGGUAUAAAAUACCGACAGGUUGUUAGGUAAGGCACAUAUGCAACAGUUAGGUAUCUUUAUUAUGAAACGUUUCGCCUACACAGUAGGCUUCUUCAGUCAAGUACAGAAAAGUUGAUAGAAGCAGAAGAUACUUGAAGACGAUGUAAUCAGUCCAUCACUCUUAAAGUUUUGAGGUGGUCAGUCCCUCAGUCUGGAGAAGAGCAUUGUUCCAUAGUAUGAAACAAUAUGGAGAAGAAGUGACAGGAUGGAGCUUUUUAUAGCGCCAAGAGGUGAGACGUAGGCCACUAGGAGAGGUAAGAACUCAGAUGUUGAGAGGUCAGGUCCCUCUCAAAUCCACCCCCUCUCACGUUUCAUAAUAAAGAUACCUAACUGUUGCAUAUGUGCCUUACCUAACAACCAGACCCUCUACCAUCCACCUCAGCCCAGUAGGACCACACCAUAACUCUCCACUUUCCACAAUCAUCCACAAACACCAGCACCCACAAUAUAAGGUAAGAAAUACUAUUAUUUCGGUUGCAUUUGUAAUCUUAAGUACUAAAAACAACAUAAUACAUCACGACAAUGAACAAUAAUUAAAUAUUCAUUUUAUUUUUGUAAGACGGCCAUUUCAGAAACGUGUUAAACGACGGUCUAAUGC